GGGGCGUAAAGCAUUUUUACACUGACAUCGCCGCUACGCAUGCGCACAUGAAGGCAGGAGGAGAGGCGGAUUUUACAACUGAAGUUACUGGACGUACAAUGGCAAGAAUAGAUGCAAAGAAAGGAAAGGAAGCUGGUAUAAUUGGCAUCAUGCUGCUAGCAUUAGGUCUAGCCGAUCUAGUCCUAGGUGUAUUAUGGGUGAAGUACGCCAAAGGUGAAGGGGCCUCUCUUUUCUCUGGUACAGGACUUUGGUCUGGCGCCCUGCUGGGCCUAAAUGGAGCUCUGGGAGUUUUAUGUUGGAUAAAGCACACAAAAUUGGUGGGUGUAUUCUUUCUGGUAUUGGCCAUUUUGAACAUUAUCAUCUCCGGUGCUCAGGCAGCUUUUGCCUAUCUCGGAUGGGUCAUAUGGAAAGCAAUCAAGGACAUUAUCCAGACAAACUGUACUGAUAAAGGCGGCCAGUGUGUCUGUCUUGACAAGGAUGUCCCCAUUGGAUUGGACUCGUGUGACACGGUCAACACUUUUGACUCCAUCUUCCUCAGUCUUCUCAUCAUCAAUGGCAUUGCCACCAUUCUCGCCUUCUCCGCCUCCAUCGUUGGAUGUACAACGGUCUGUUGCUCUAGCCAAACGAUGCCCGUCCCAGCCGUCCCCAAUAUGGAAAUGCAACAAGUCCCCGCGCCGCCACCAGUGGCCGUGGCCAUUGGUCAGUAGACAGAGGACUGGGAGCUAGUUAGCUUACCUUAUCAGUUUUUGCUUUAUCUAGAAACCGAUUCGUCUUGUUUAUUUUUACCACCUUUGUUUGUUAAAACCUGCCAUUAAAACGAAAAUUUCGGGCACUUUA
Nematostella vectensis (starlet sea anemone) is the source of this 837-nucleotide messenger RNA. RefSeq lists its product as uncharacterized. Lineage: Eukaryota; Metazoa; Cnidaria; Anthozoa; Actiniaria; Edwardsiidae. The transcript is spliced from 6 exons. The record is from RefSeq and is a predicted model, not a curated record. Bases 48 to 707 code for a protein of 219 amino acids. Gene Ontology annotation, cellular component: membrane.